AUGACGGCUAUGGUUGCGUUUGACCCUAAAAUAGAGGCGAUCGAGUCUGCCACUCUCACGGGGGCCGGGAGCAAGGCAGAGGCUGCCUACUUCGAGACGCGCGAUGCGGCGCCGCCUCCGGGAAUGUCGCGGCAGUCAACAAUGCGAUUCUUCAACAAAAUUGUCGACGAGCAGAAGAAGACUAAAAUCCUUCUGUUCUUCGGAAUAAUAUUGUUCAUGGUAGUACUAUUUGCGCUCAACGUUGGCGGUGCGCUCAUCAGCAUCAAAAUAACCAAGACGACGAAGUACACGGAUGAUUCGGCCAUGCGGACCCUCGAGGGCAAUGUUGUGCAGACUCGCCAGUUUAAGUCCUCUUGCCCCAUCGACCAGAUCCUCGAGAUGAACGCCCAAGAGAUCGCCGCGAAGGACUACAUCGAAUUUUCUGUAAUCGCCCCGUCAGGAGAGGAGUAUGAGGAGUACAUGACUGUGUCGUCUGUGCACCACACUUUCUCCAACGGAUUUGCGGAUUCGGCGACUGUCAAGUCAUACGAUGGCGGCCUCUUCUACAUCGACAACAACUACACGGUCACGUACACGCAGUCAGACUGGUGCCCUGACGGUUGCCGAGUGAAGCGUUGCGGUGACGACCGCCGGCGCAUGGGCGAGGUGAUAGGAGGGCGUGCUCGGCGCCUGCAAGACGAUUCUUGUUGUGGCGAUGUUUGGCGGCCCGGCCGUGCUUAUCGAUUUAACAGAUGGCAACCGACAUACUGGGUACCGUCUGGGUAUGUGGGUGGUCUCCAGUGCCUGUGGGAAGAUGAGUGCUUGAGCUUCUGUUCGGGAAACACCGCGUACACACCCGUCUCCGCGUGUAGCGACGGAGCGUGUAACGGAGCGUUUACGUUGCCGGACCCAACCCCGUUGCCGACGACGCCAUCACCGUCGACUUUGUGGUACGUCCAACUGGAUGUCCGGCCAGUCAUGCCGCGAUACCUGCAAACAGCGAGGAUUCACGGUAGUACCCGAUUGCAUCAUGACCCCGUUACCCCCCACAUCAAACCCGACGCCGGCGCCGACAGACGUCCCGACGCCCCAGCCGACGCCCCAGCCGACGCCCCAGCCGACGCCCCAGCCGACGCCCCAGCCGACGCCCCAGCCGACGCCCCUCCCGACGCUCCAGCCGACGCCCCUCCCGACGCCCCUCCCGACGCCCCACCCGACGCCCCACCCGACGCCCGCGCCGACGCCCGCGCCAACGCCCGCGCCAACGCCCGCGCCAACGCCUGUGCCAACGCCUACGCGGCUGCGAGCAUAUGCCUGCUUUCCUCGCCCUUGAAGCUCUUCGUUGUUGCGACAGCUCGUGCUGCCGCCUACCCACCGGCCGGCGCGCGCGUACUCGGCCACCCGAUUCCCGACACUCUCACCUUGGCAGCCGGACCCACCGUUACCGGGAGCACGAAAAGAAUUCUCGAAAUAGGUCUCGAAAUAGGACACGCAUUUCCCCUUGGCGGCGCGCUCCAACGUGAAAUUUAUAAUCCCACAAUCCCAUAUAGCUAUGACUAUUUUGAAUACACGCCCUCUCCGAGUCGACUUGAGCCCAUGAGCGCAUGGGGCUCCCCUUCCUCGGUGCUGCCUCGGCGGCUGGCGUUCCGUACAUCGAAUACUGAUUUCGCUGACACCAGUCGCACAACCUCAAAGAAGCGUCGCUUCGUGCCAAAGCGAACCACCAUGUCUUCCUCCGAGGCCGUCAUGGUCUCGCCUGAGCAGUGCGCGACUGCGCCCAAGACAGCGCUUUCCAAGGAGCUUGCACCGACCGAGGCGCAGUCGAGUUCGACUCGCUUGGUACUCUUGGCUGUGCUCGCCUUGGCCGCGGCGACGGGUGCCAUGUUCGGCGUCGUCGUUUUCGGCAACGAGUUCACCAAGGACGUACAUCCUAAGGGCUCGUCGAACAUGAACUCGGUGACACUCGUGGACGUGAACGAUCGAGCUAUCGCCACGGCCGACGUCGAGUCUUACGUGUCGCUCCUCGACCUGCCUCUCCUGGGCACCGCGGAGCUCAACAAGGUCGAUGGUAUCACCUUCAGUACCUUCAAGGGCAUCGAACACCACAAGGUGACGGGCUACUCCUUUACGAGGGAGACCGCCACCGUCGGCGACUCUACCGUCGAUACCCCGCGGCUCUCGCUCCGCUCUGCGCCGGGCGUGACCAUCGAGAUCUCCGUGCGGGAUUCCAAGGCGUGGGUGCGCGAGGAGGACGGACACCUCAAAAUUGAUACGGCCAUCGAGACAACGUCCACUCGACGCCUGUCCAGUGGCGGGAGCUGCCUCGCCAAUGGCGCGUGCUUGUACUCUCGCGACGAGCUCCUCAGCCUCGAUGCCGAGACGCGCCGUCUCUCCGAAGGCAGCUUCUUUGCGCGCGCUGACGUCGCGGCAUACCAGGUCGAGCUUGGUGGUGAUGUUCUCCCGUACCUGCCCGCUUCGGACGACGUUGUCUCCCUGCUUAGUGGCUACUACAUGGCCGAUGGUCACCGCAUGUCUGUUAAGAUUUCGAAGUCGGCCUACAACACAAACUUCCUCCUCGUCAACGGCACCUCCGGGGACAGCAAGCUUAUGAGCCGCAAUGGCACGUUUGAGUUCGACAAGUACUCGAACAUAGUUGGCUGCAACAUCCCGCGGAAGAGCACCGAUAUGUUUCUCUCCUCCAUGGACUUGAAGUCGGUGGCAGAUGAUGCUGAGAUCAGCUUCGUCAAGGUCAAUAUCGCCUACUCGGCGACCGAGGAUGACUUCAUUCCGCACUCGGGACUCACUGAGUCGACCUGUGUCGACUUUGCCACCCGCAAGUCCAAUAUGACAUCGCCCGAGUACAUCUGGGGCCAGGUCGAUGUGGAUGGCAACACGCGCAAGCUCAUUGCUCAACAACAUGUCAGCCGCAAGGCGCGGCACGCGCAGAACAGGCGCGAAGCCGCCAAUCUCAUGUUCGGGGACAACGAGUGGAACCGUGAGCUCAAGCGACGGUACGAUGAGGGUCACCGGAGCAUGGCGGACGUGUGCCCGAGCUGCGAUUACUCGGUUUCGACAGCCCAGACGCAGACCUACCUAACGCACUUCGACCUCUGGCUCGCCACUCGUUUGGCUGAUCCUCUCUUCAUGCACAGCCUCACCUACGACUCAGUUCCUGAUGCCGUAAGUGACCUUUUCGCCGAGCCGAAUUCCGGGAUCGAUUUCCAGUUUGUGAUGGAGAUGGCCGGUUCCCAGGGUAUUUCUCAGACGUUCGCUAACUGGGCUCAAUUCUUCUAUUUUGGUUACCAAGAUGUCCCGCUUGAGAUCUUGAAUGAUGAGCCAAAGAUUUACGACGACGACACCAUGAUGUCCAAGGGGUUUUUCCACGCCCUGCUUGGCGGCACGUGCAACGGAGGAUAUGACAACGGCAACUGGGCCAUGGACAGCAUAGAAAUGAGUGACGUAGUGUUUGCGUGCAGCAAUUACGAAAGUGAUUUUCUGGGAGGCCUCGCACCACCAAUGCGCCGUCUUGACGAAGAGGAGCCACGGAAAAAACGGAAUCUCUAUGAAGCUGCGGGUGUGGACAAGUUGGAGGAUUUUAUUUUUGAUAUUUGCUCUGAGCUCUCUAAUUGCCAAGAGACUGAUGACGCCGACGAUGACCACUGGGGAUGCGCUGACUCGGCGUGGAAUGCCUUCUCCAAACUCAAGGUUGGCAACGCAUGGGCCUCGUACCUCUACAAAGACACAGUCACGGCGAGCGGUUCCUUGCGCGAGUAUGUCGUUGCGUUCCAGGGCACCAAGGCCAACGAUCUCACGAUGAUUGCGUACAACAACAACCAGAAGCCGGUCAUGGUUGGAUUCAAUGCCGACUAUAGUAUCAUCCCACACGGAUACUUCCUGUACGCGAAAGAGCUCAUGGGGUGCAUGUCGAGGAUGGUCGACGUUGGCAUGUUCUUGAUGGUAGAUGUCGGCGCGGCGCCUGCAUCUGAUUCGGCUGUUGCGGGACAAGACAGUGCCGAGCCGACCUUCAUCACUGGACACUCGCUCGGUGGUGCGGCUGCGACGCUUUUUGCGAAAUCCCGCCGGUAUUGGACUGACCCUUCGUUCCGUUCAACUGACCUGCCUCCGGGCUACUCCUGGGGCAAAUCCCCGAAGCUUGUCACCUUCGGCGCGGCCCCGACGCACUACGCGGACGAAAACUAUCCGACCAAUGGUAUCGAAUGCCUGGGCAACUACAAAAUUGAGUCCGGUGAAUUCGGCGGCGGUUACGGCGCAAUGACCAUCACAGACCUUGAUGUGCAGUUCGAAGAAUUCGAUAAGACUAAUGUGCCUUCAGUAUGCGCAUAUGAUGAUGCCAAAAAAAAAGCAUUGCUUACCACUGAGGGAUAUAACGCUUAUGUUUCUGAUGGUAUGGGCGCGCCUUGUGCUAGUGCAUCCCCGGGCUCCGUACGCUUCUUCCACAAGUUCGACCCUAUCCCGUCCAUCGGCAUGUGGGAGGGCAAGUAUGCACACUCCGUCGAGCACGCCGUCAUGGUGUACGAUGAGGUGUCGAAGGACUGCUCAGUUUCUGAGUCCGAGUGCCGCAUCCAGGUGGAUACGUCUAACGUUUUCGGCACGGUUGACCCCGAGGGUAUCGUGAACUACCUCUGCACCAAGCACGGAGUCGAUCCCAAGUCUAUAGCAACUGGCUGCGUUGAUGCCAUGACGAGCUACUACACGAUGCUCAACCCGUGGCCUUGUGCGCAGCUGCUCGCGAAGGGACUCAUGAGCGAAAUUCCCAUUCCAGGGGCCCAUGAGGCCACUGAUGCCGUUUAUAACUUGGACCACGUCGAGUUUCAAGUCGGAUUCUAUCACGUGGACGGCGACUCUUUCCGUAAGUGGUUCGGGUACUGGUUUGUCGAAUUCGACAGGUAUGAAGAGUGUGUCCUCGACUGGUUCGCGUCCAUUGACACGGGUUACAUGAAGGCCGUGGUUGAUAUGCCCGCGACGUACGGGCUCGCCUUCACGUUCUCUUGGACCCACAGCACGUACGGAUUCUACCCGUUGUGUAUUUCUGUAUCCAGCUCGGGGGAUGUUUCUGCUGCGGACUCGGCCGCCUCGGAAGGAUUCGAGCUUCUCUCUGAUUGCACGUCCUCUAGUGCGGAGGCAGCUUGCGAAGAUCCCAGCGUGUCUGGAUGCGCAGCGUGGGACAUGGAGUGCACCCAGCUGUGUAUCUGCGAAAGCGGCGCGAGCGGCUCUGCGUCUCACUGCAGCAAAUUCAGCGAAGACGGCUGUGAGAGCACCUACAAGGGGGGCGAGGAAUCGUCGGCCAAGGACGAGUGGGACGCGGCGAAGGGCGGCGAGGGUGGUGAGGGCGGUGAGGGCGGUGAGGGCGGCGAGUAG
Molecule: messenger RNA, 5358 nt
Organism: Aureococcus anophagefferens
Lineage: Eukaryota; Pelagophyceae; Pelagomonadales; Pelagomonadaceae
Exons: 5
Coding region: 1-5358 (1785 amino acids)
Source: RefSeq, a predicted model, not a curated record